AUGACGUACCCCAGUCAACACCCAGGGCAACCACCUGCGAAGCUUCCCCGCACGGGUCUCGCCCCUCUCCUCACCACGCUAAACACUCCCGGUGAAAUCGAACUCCCUGACGGCUCCAUCGUUCCCGUCAACCCGCCCCACCGGCCAAGUUGGCGCGUCACCUUCCACACCCCGGCCUCCCUCCGCACCCCAAUCACCGAGCUUGCCGUUGGUGAGGCCUACGUCAAAGGCACCAUCAGCAUAAGCGGCGACCUAGCGACGCUCCUCGCAUCCCGGCCUGAUUCUGAGGAUAAAGUCCCCCUGCGCCAACGUCUCCGCUUCCUCUGGGACUACUAUUUCCGUGCUGGCACUCGUAUGAACGCUCAAUCAAUCAACGAGCACUACGGCCGCGGCGACGACUUGUUCCUCACAUUCAUCGACACGCGGUACCGGUUCUACACGCACGGAAUAUUCGAUCAACAGGACACAGACGGACAGAGGAUAAGCAUAGAGGAUGCGGCCGAGCGCAAACUCGCACGGAUGUUUGCCGCCUUGCGAUUGGAGGCCGGAAUGCGUGUGCUGGAUAUUGGUGGGGGCUGGGGUGGGGUCACGGAAUACUGUGGCGCCAGAGGGGUACAUGUUACCACGUUGACAUUGCUCGAAUAUCAGGCACGGUAUGUUGAGAAGAUGCGGCAAAGGUUGCAGUUGCCUGGGCACGUGCUGGUCGGGGACUUUUGGGUGUGGGAGUCUGAAAGGGAGUUCGAUGCGGUCGUGAUUUUAGGGGUCAUCGAGCAUUUGCCUGAUUAUCGGCGGUUUGCAAGCAGGGCGUGGAAUUUGCUGAAGGUGGGAGGGAGGAUGUACUUAAAUGGUUCGGCAGCGGUGGAGAAGUACGCUGUCAGCCCGUUCACGAGGCGGUAUGUUUGGGGUGGUACGCAUACGUAUAUGGCAGUGCAGGAUGUGGUGGGUGAACUUUUGAUGCAUGGAUUCGCAGUGGAAGAGGUGGUACAGGAGACCAAGGAUUAUGGGUGGACAAUGGAAGAAUGGGCGAGGAGAUUGGAUCAGGCCAAAGAUAAGAUUGUAGCGGGCUGGGGCGAAGAGACCUAUCGUGUCUUUAGGCUGUUCCUGUGGGGCGGAGCGCAUGCAUUUUCUGUCAAUGCUUUGCAGGCAUACCAUGUGGUAGCCGAGAAGACAGCAUCUAGAGGGCCGAGACCAUCGGCCGGCAGGAGACUGGUGCAGUUCUUUGGAAAAUUGAGAACGACAGCUAGAUUCGCCAUCAAGUCCCUCGACCACCUGGUGCUGACGGUGCGGUCCAUCCCUACGACGGUGGCCUUCUACACCUCCCACAUCGGAAUGCGACAUGAGAUCUUCACCUCUCCGAGCAGUCCGGACGUCCAACGUCACUGCCUCAUCUUCGGUUCACAGAAAAUCAACCUUCAUGAACACGGCAAAGAAUUCGAGCCCAAGGCCCAGAAUGUGAUACCAGGAAGUGCGGACCUCUGCUUCCUAACUGAUAUCAAAGUCGGUCAGGUGAAGAAGGCUCUCGAGGAGGCUCGCAUUGAGCUGUUGGAGGGGGGUGAGAUCGUUCAGCGCACCGGAGCUCGAGGCAAGAUCCACAGUGUGUAUUGUCGCGACCCGGACGGCAAUUUCAUUGAGAUCUCCAAUUACGCGUAA
Molecule: messenger RNA, 1650 nt
Organism: Aspergillus uvarum CBS 121591
Lineage: Eukaryota; Fungi; Ascomycota; Eurotiomycetes; Eurotiales; Aspergillaceae
Product: S-adenosyl-L-methionine-dependent methyltransferase
Exons: 4
Coding region: 1-1650 (549 amino acids)
Source: RefSeq, a predicted model, not a curated record